GAGCAGAUGAUAGGGGAUAGGAAGUGAAUUUGUUUUUGCUAACAAAGUAUAGUUAACAAUGUGAAAAGUUAAUUAAAUAAAAUCAUGAUAUAAUAAUAACAAACAUAACUUAACAGCUUCAAUAUAAAAAUAUUAAAUGAAUAAAAAGUUUUAUAAAAAUGAAAGUUACGAUUUGGUUUCUUUUGUGUAUGUAUUUUUCUCUUUUUUGCUUGGGUUUAACAGUUUCAACUACAAAGCCAUGUAAGCUACGAGAAACCAAUUUUGGUUCGGUGUGCGUUUGCACUGCUGAAUACUGCGAUUACUUGGAGAAUCCGAAGCCUGAAGAACCAAAUCAACUGAAUAUCAUUUCUUCAAGCAAGUCAGGGUUACGUUUUGAGGAAACGAAGGGUACGUUUAAUACUACAGAAAUACUAAAGAUUAUUGAUUUUAGAAGCCAAAGCAAGAGUCUUGAAAAUGAUUACGAAUUUGCAGCCUUUGAUUCUAUUGCACUUGUUAUUGACAACUUCAAAGGAACUGUGCAGCUCAAGACUGGAUCCAACACAAAUUCUUCUGGGAAAACAUUCAAAAUGCGUAUGUCCACAAUUGAAGUAAAUCGAGAUAAAAAAUAUCAAAAAGUUUCCGGAUUUGGUGGAGCACUUACUGGUACUGUCUCAUAUCUCAUCCAGAAACUAAACACAGAGGUACAGGAUCACAUCUACCGUUCAUAUUUUGCCGAAUCUGGUAUUGGAUAUAAUAUGCUGCGUACCUCUAUAGGCGGUUGUGAUUUUGAUUUAGAACCUUGGGCCUAUAAUGAACAACCGGAGAACGACAAAAACCUUAGCAAUUUUACUAAACUCGAUAAACGCGAUGAACAAAAAAUAGAGCAAAUAAAACGUCUGAAGACUAUAUCUGGAUUUCAUGAUGUAAAAAUAAUGGCAGCUGCCUGGAGUCCACCAAAAUGGAUGAAAUCAAACAAUAACUGGACAGGGUUUAGUUACUUGUUGCCUGAAUUUUAUCAAACUUGGGCAAAUUAUCAUCUGAAAUUCAUUGAAUUAAUGCAUGCCAAAAAUUUGACGAUUUGGGCCAUUUCAACUGGCAACGAGCCACUAAAUGGAGUCAUUGGCUGGUUUUUCGUGCAUUUCAUGAGCCUAGGUUGGACACCGAGCAAUCAGGCAAUUUGGUUGAACGAUUAUUUGGGUCCUACAAUACGAAAUUCCAACCAUAAAAACGUUUUAAUAUUUGGCAAUGACGAUCAGCGCUAUACUUAUCCGGCAUGGUUUCAAAAAAUGAAAACCUCACGUCCGGACUCCUUAAAUUAUUUAGAUGGAUUUGCUGUGCACUGGUAUUGGGAUGACAUAUUCGCACCAUAUUUAAUUGAUGAGGUACAUAAUGCUAUGCCUGAAAAGUUAUUGCUAAAUACUGAAGCUUGCGUUGGAGAUAAACCUUGGCAAACGCAUGGUCCUGAACUAGGUUCCUGGUCUAGAGCAGAGCAGUAUAUACGCGAUAUUUUACAAGACUUGCAACAUAAUUUUAAUGGUUGGAUUGAUUGGAAUCUGAUACUUGAUGAAAAUGGUGGUCCUAAUUAUGUUCAAAAUCAUGUAGAUGCACCCAUUAUUGUAAACACUAAAAAUCCAACAGAAUUUUACAAACAACCAAUAUUUUACGCUAUCGGUCACUUUUCCAAAUUUUUGGCAGAAGGAUCUGUACGUAUUGAAACUACCUCAACAAAUAUAAAAGUCGAUGUCGUAGGAUUUCAGAGACCGGAUGGUACUCUCGCUAUUAUUCUAUUCAACAGCGACCGUGACGCAGUGGAUCUCUUACUCAAUGACAAUGUACGUGGUAAAGUUUGGAUCCGUGUACCCCCAAACUCAGUACACACUAUUAUCUAUAAAUAAAAUGGCACUGUUUAUUUAGAUGUAUUUUUGUAUUCUAAAUGAAUAUUUUUAUUUUUAAUUAUUUAAUAAGUUUUAGCAUAUAUUGCAUGCAAUGAUCUUAUAAUAUUUAUUUUGUAAUAAUUGUUCUGAUAUUUAUCAUAUUUUUUCUU
Messenger RNA from Teleopsis dalmanni, 2023 nucleotides. RefSeq names its product lysosomal acid glucosylceramidase-like. The transcript is spliced from 10 exons. NCBI's taxonomy places the organism in Eukaryota, Metazoa, Arthropoda, Insecta, Diptera, Diopsidae. The record is from RefSeq and is a predicted model, not a curated record. The coding region runs from base 159 to 1874 and encodes 571 amino acids. Gene Ontology annotation, molecular function: glucosylceramidase activity. Gene Ontology annotation, biological process: glucosylceramide catabolic process.